AUGUACAUUGGCGCAACAAAGCCCCACACGGCACACGUGGUGGAACACACUUUCCUUCUCUGCAAGCCAGAUGCCGAACAGUAUCACCGGUAUAUAUUACAAACUGUAUCCGAUGCGGGUUUUCAAGUUCUCUCAAAGAGUUUCAUCAUCACACCUUCAUUAGCAGAAGAAAUCGCCAACACAUUCCCAAGUGUACGACGCUCCAUGGAGGCGGAACGUGGUGUGGAAAAACUACUUAGUGCCGGUAAAAACGCUGCAACCAGUAGUACGGCUGGGGCUAGUAGUACGAAUAUGAAUCGUACACGUACAGCCGCAAUGACAGUGGCUGGUGGGAGUAGUAUUAGUACGAACAGUAGUGAUCGUCGGAUGAUGUCGGGUGUUUGGCGGCGAGAACAGCAUGAUGCCCAUCACGGCAUUAUUGCACAGAUCCUUGAACUCACAAGUCGACAUGAUCUCCGUCGUGAUGGAGUGAACGCCGGACUCCCAACAUCCAACAAUGAAGAUAAUGACAACCAAAGCGAUGAUCAUAGUAAUAAUAAUAACAAUAAUAAUAAUAAUAAUAAUAAUAAUAAUAAUAAUAAUAAUAAUAAUAAUAAUAAUAAUAAUAAUAACAAUCAUCAACAACAUCCUCAUAAUCAGCAGAAUGGUAAUACCAAUGGCUCCGACGCUGAUGCUCGCAGCGAUGCAGAGAUGACAGGUGGUGAUAGUGUAGGGGCUGCCGGAGGUCAAACCAACACCCAGUUGCAAAUGCACCUCUCACAGCGUGAACAAAAGACAGAUCGUCGCAUUGGGGCUGCGGCUGCACUGAAGAAUACAAUGAUUGAGGCCCUUUCCUAUCAGGACCUUCUCCGUGAACAUGUGCAGCAUCUUGCCUUUGGCGGUACAUGCAUGGCGGUGGAACUCUCACGACAGAAUGCGGUGGAACGAUUACUUGAGAUUGUUGGGCCGGAGAAUCCCAUUGAUGCCCGCCGUGUUGCCCCCAACAGCAUUCGUGCCCGCCUUGGUCGUGAUUUAAUUCGCAAUGCCGUCUACGCCGCUUCCAAUCUCGCCGAGGCGAGUCACUGCAUUGCGGCGGUGUUUGGCUUCUCCACGCAUUACUCCGCCGCCGACAUUCGCCCGCACGCGGCCGCAUUAGAAACGGGCGGCGGUGUUGAAAAGGACGACCGCACGAGCGGCGGGGCGGCGGGGGUGCGGCCGCACUGCGAGUUGGUGUGCCUCCCCCACCGCGGCCCGCUGCGGCUGGGGAAGACGGUGCGGGUCGAGAAGGCGAACCCGCAGGCCCACGUCGCCUUCUACACGGGGAGGACUUUGGAGGGCGAGUCCACCGACCGCGGGGAGAAGGAGGGCGGUGGAAAUCCCGCCGCCGCCGCCGCCGCCGAGAGCCGCGCCUGGCAGCAGAAGGCCGAGCAGUUGGAGCAGGAACUCGCACAGGAGCGGACGGAAUUGGUGACGCACGCGAAAUUACUGCGGGCACGGGAGUUGGAUUUAUUACUACGCGAACAUGCACUCGAACAGGCCACACAGGGACUGUUUGCACCGCCACAGCCAUAUCUGCAACGGUCAUCACAACAAUCGCAAUCACAACAACGACCACAAAACUUCCCGGAACUCACAGAGAGGAGUCUUGAGGAUGAGGAGACACCUAUAUCUUUCUUACCUCCUAUCUUCUCAGGACGGCAGUCAACCCUCAUUCCACACUCAAUGGGGGAUUUCUUUCCAGGAAAAGGUUGGGCUGCUUUGCGGUUGCAGUCGAUGCGCCGCGUUACUCCCGCUAUUGCCGCACAGAUGAUAUCUGCUAUGGCACCUGUUGUGGAGGCAGAGGAUGUAUCGCUGCUGUUAUCAAAGCCAGUGCGUCUGCGUGCAUUAUAUGCGGCUCUUCUGCAGUUUUCGGGGAAUGGUGAACUUUUACGUGAGGAUGUUGUCGCCCUAUAUGAUCGUAGUCCCGCUGUUCAACUGUUUUGGCUGGAUAACCAUCAUGAAUUCUUUGAAAAGUACGUGAAUGAGCAUACUGAAGAACCAGUCUCCUUUGACAGCUUCGUCUCGGUAUUGAUGUUUUUACUGAAACAGUAA
Trypanosoma theileri is the source of this 2070-nucleotide messenger RNA. Its product is annotated as putative nucleoside diphosphate kinase. The transcript has a single exon. Lineage: Eukaryota; Euglenozoa; Kinetoplastea; Trypanosomatida; Trypanosomatidae. The record is from RefSeq and is a predicted model, not a curated record. Bases 1 to 2070 code for a protein of 689 amino acids.